Molecule: messenger RNA, 1209 nt
Organism: Macroventuria anomochaeta
Lineage: Eukaryota; Fungi; Ascomycota; Dothideomycetes; Pleosporales; Didymellaceae
Exons: 2
Coding region: 1-1209 (402 amino acids)
Biological process (GO): regulation of transcription by RNA polymerase II
Molecular function (GO): DNA-binding transcription activator activity, RNA polymerase II-specific; zinc ion binding
Source: RefSeq, a predicted model, not a curated record
AUGGAGAGGGUCAAAACGCGCAAGCCACACAAGAAGUCAAGGAACGGCUGUCUUCCUUGCAAAGCCCGUCAUGUCAAGUGCGAUGAACAGCAACCGAACUGCGCAAACUGCGUGAAGCAAGGCACGCUGUGCGAGUAUCGAACAACGAAGAGUCGAGAAGGUUCAACAGGGUCACCUUUGCCUGUUACUUCGGCCUACACACCUUCAUCGACAGAAGGUGGGCUGUUCGAACCAGCUGUGCCAGACCUACCCAUCACACCGGCUCAUGACCCUACAGCCCUCAACGUUCUUCAACUGCGUCUUCUGCACCACUUCACGACUGUCACCGCUCAAACGCUUGGAGCCGAUCCGGAAGCCCAUGGAGUGUACGCCACAAUAGUACCGCAGACUGCCUUCAAGUAUCCUUUCCUCCUUCAUGUGUUGCUCGCUCUCGCCGCACUUCACCUCAGCCGACUGCAAGAGUCUAGUACGGAAGCUAUCGAGUACGCGCUUGUAGGAAGCAGACACCACGACGCUGCUCUCGCAAGCUUCCAGGCCACCGUGCGCGAUAUCGAUGAAAGUAACUUCAAAGCUGUUCUCAUGUUUGCAGGAGCUUUGUUCCCAUAUUCCUGUGCCAGCUCUAUCGACUCCAACCACGAUGUGGACCACGCUUUCGACAGCCUCCUCUCCAACUUCUUUUUAACUAGGAGAGUUCGACCAAUGGUUUCCAGCUUCUACAGCGCGAUGAAAGCCUCCGUAUUGGAGAAGCUAAUUCCCAAUGAUGUCCAAGGCAUUAACUGGCUCACACAAGAGCCACCGGAAGAGACCGAGCUUGUGCAGCUACGCAAAUUCGCUGAGGCUGUACAUCACCUUUACCCCCCAGACAUUGUCGAUACCUACGGCUAUGCAAUUCACAUCCUCGUCUUGACUUUUGCGGCUGCAGAGAAGUCACAUGAACCGCCUUCUGAUGCACUUCUCAAGAUCUGGAUCCACUUCGUCACUGAUCGAUACGUCGAACUGCUGUCAGAACGACAACCGGGCUCACUGAUCAUCUAUGCGCACUAUGCCGUUCUGCUAAAAAAGAGUAGCAACAGGUACUGGUACUUGGCUGGUGUCGCUGAGCAGAUACUCCGCGUUGCAGAAGCUCUGAUACCCGGGGAGUGGAGUGGCUGGUUGGACUGGCCAAAGGCACAGCUUCGAGGUGGUCAGAACGUCCUCACACCAGGAUGA